UUCUUGUUCAUCAUUUUCUCGCAUUUUUUGUUCUCUCACAAAAAGGUACUCACAGAAAGUGAACAUGCUCAUGGUGGAAAAAGGAACCAUUGAAAUCUGAAAGAAGAAGUAAAAACCAUUUUCACCUUAUUCUUUUUUUCUUCACUCUCUUUGUUUUCUUUCUUAUUCUCUCUCUCUCUCUCCAAUCUUCGAAUUUUUUUCUUCUCUUUUAUCAUCAGUGAAUACACUUUAUCAUUCUCAUCAUCAUCAUCUCUCUUUCUAUCCUAUUCUUAUAUAAUUGUGAUUGUCUAUCUCUCUCUCUCUCUCUCUCAAAUGUCUUUAUGUUUAUCGAAUUGCCUUUAUCUUUAAUUACUCAGCUGAUGAAUUAUUUUAACUUUCCACUCAACUCAACCUUCAUUAAUUGUCAUUAUAAUCAAACAAAGAUCGUCACUAAUUGUGGAUCUAACAAUCAAAGUUACUCUAAUUUCCCAUCAACACCACGUUACAUUAUUAACAACACGUUAACCUCACAAUCUCCGAUACCUUUUAUUGUGACUAUCAAUUUCCUCUGGUCAUUAUCUUACCUGUCUAAAAGUUUUCUCAAUCAAUUUGGUAAUUUAAUUGGACCACAAUCAUCACAACCAUCAUCAUCUCUGGACUUGGUUUGGUAAAGUGUCAAUUAUUGAAAGGAGUAUCAUGAUGAUUACCAUUAUUGGGAUAGGAAUAAAAAACCAAGUCAUCAAAUGUUUCAUCAAUUAUUUCAAUCAAUUUAAAAUGGGUGUAUCUCUCUUGUGGAUAAAUGAUACAUAUUAAUGAUCGAAAGCCUUGAUUCAGCUAUGCUGAUACGCCGAUUACAUCCAGUUAAUUGUUGUUGUUACCUUUGGUUAUUAUUAUUAUUACAAUUGUUUCUCAAUGUUACUCUUAUAUCAAGUGAUGAUCUCAUCUAUUCGGGUUCAGGAUGUUUCGAUGAUGAAGAAAAGUGUACAGGAUUUGUUGAAAUGGGAUCAGGAGAUGACUUGAUUACUCCGGUUUACAUUCCGCCCAAAAGUGGUCUAACCACGAGCCCAUCAUCAUCCUCAAUACCCUUAUCAACAUCUAAACCAUCAAAUCAAUUAACAACUCCAGUUUCCGAAGAGGUUGAUGAAGAAGAUGAAGAAUGUGUCGACGAAGAGGAAGAUUGUGUCGAUGGAUCAGGUUCAGGUGAACCCUCAUCAUCUUCCUCAUCCUCAUCUUCUCUUCCCUCUGUUAGUUCAUCUGAAAGAACAGUUGUAAUCACUUUAUCAUCUCCAUCACCUUUAUUUCCGUCAUCAUCAUCAUCAUCAUCCCCUCCCUUUUAUCCACUCUCAUCAACAACCGUUUCAACCACGACAAUUUGGACUCCAUGGACUGGACCAAAUUACAUAAGACCAUCUCCUUCACCCGAAGAACCAAUAAUCGAUUACGAGGAACCAGUACCACGAACUCCUCGUCCAAUGCCACCACCAUUAGCAAUUCCACCUCGACCUUAUCCAACAACUAAAUUAAGGUUACCCACUCGUCCAACUGGAACACCACCGAUAAUAAAUGUCCCCCUGCCCGUGAUACCAACCUCACCUGCAGAGGAAAAAGGGAAAACCAAACCAACCUUAAUAACCCAUAAAAGCUCAGCUGAUACAACGGCAAUGAUUAUUGGCCUAAUUGCUAUUGUUUUAAUUGUGAUUGUUAUAGUGACUCCAUUGUUUCUAUUUCUUAAGGUUCGAUAUCGAUCUGGACCAGCAUAUAAAACUGAAUCAACGAGUAAAAAUUUUCGCUUCCUUCCGGUUGCCACUGGGGCACCAACUUUGCUCACCUCAGCUUCACAAUCAACUCACCUUGCUGGUCCACUUUUAGAAGGGUCAACAGUAGUUCACAAAGGGACAAAGGUUACCACCAAUGGUAAAAAGAAAGACGGAAUGGAAUGGUAUGUUUAACGUGCAAUUGGACAAUUAAAUCAACAAUGAACAAUUUAACUUUUAAUCAAUCGAUUAAAAGAAAAGGAAAAAGGAAACAGCAUCAACAACAACAAUCAAUUUUAACUCACAAAUCAAAAGUGACAGUUAACACAAUUUUUUGAUAUUUGUUUAUUAUUUUCUAGUCUCAAAUCUAGUCAACAAUUAACAUCCAAAGAAAAAGAGACAAUUAACAAUUUUUUUGCCUACACACACUCAAUUCCAAUCAACAAUCAUCUUAAUCAUCUUCAUUUUCAUUAACACUUUUUUCAUGGCACCUUCACCUUCAAUCAUUGUUACCAUAUAAAUAUAUAAAUACUUAUCCUACCAAGUCAACAAUCAUAAUCAUCACAAUCCUGUUGAUAAUUAAAUCAUCACAAUCACAAAUUCAAAAGCUAUAAAAUGAUCAUCAUUAACAACCAGAUUACCAACAAUAAGCCAAACAAUCAGACUAAUCAAGAAUCUUCAAUCAAUUUUACCUACUAUUGGAUUGUAAUUGAAAUUGUUUCUCAUUUUAAUUGUUUAAUUUUUGUCAAUUUAUCUCAUAUUUUUGAUUACUUUCUCUUUGCUUGAUUAUAUUAUAAAUGAUCAGCAAACAAUUAACUUGGUAAAUUUUUACACACACGAGAAACAAAUUUAAUUUACAAUCAACAGGAAAAACUGAAAAUCCAAUCAGUAAUCAAUGUUGAUUACAAUUAAUCAUCAAUUUUGAGGUAAAAAUAUAGUCCGAUGAGAGCUACCGAUUACCCAGAAUGCAAUAAUUAACAAUAAUACAGCAAUUACGAGAAAAGUAAUCAAUAAUAAUUAAUUAUUAAUGCUAAUUAUUUACAAUUAAUAUGUAUAAAAAGUCAUACCGACCCAAAGACAAUGGAUUAACUCUGGAUAAUCUCAUCUACUUUUUGUUUUUUCUUGAUUGUUUUUCAUUUUAAUUUGUUUUUAUUUCUGUUUUAAUCCUUAUCCUUUUGAUAUUAUCAAUACAAGAUUAAAAAUGUUUUAGCCUUAAGGCUAUAAAGCCAAA
Molecule: messenger RNA, 2964 nt
Organism: Panonychus citri (citrus red mite)
Lineage: Eukaryota; Metazoa; Arthropoda; Arachnida; Trombidiformes; Tetranychidae
Exons: 2
Coding region: 792-1928 (378 amino acids)
Source: RefSeq, a predicted model, not a curated record